Molecule: messenger RNA, 426 nt
Organism: Prosopis cineraria
Lineage: Eukaryota; Viridiplantae; Streptophyta; Magnoliopsida; Fabales; Fabaceae
Product: floral homeotic protein APETALA 1 C-like
Exons: 3
Coding region: 1-426 (141 amino acids)
Biological process (GO): regulation of transcription by RNA polymerase II
Molecular function (GO): protein dimerization activity; DNA-binding transcription factor activity, RNA polymerase II-specific; RNA polymerase II cis-regulatory region sequence-specific DNA binding
Source: RefSeq, a predicted model, not a curated record
AUGACGAGAAGGAAGAUACAGAUAAAGAAAAUAGACAGUGUAACAGCAGGACAAGUGACAUUCUCAAAGAGAAGGAAAGGUCUCUUCAAGAAGGCACAGGAACUCUCAAUUCUCUGCGACACUGAAAUCGCCCUCUGGGUACCGUCUUCUCUUCCACGAGCAAGGUCUUUGAUUAUGCUAGCUCAAGAUUCCUGCAUUCACCUUCAACAAAUUGAAUAUGCUGGUUUCGCAUGCUGGUUUAGAAUAUUGCCCCUUCUUGACCGUGUGAUAUGCUGGUCCAUUUCAAUGAUAUCUGGUCAUUGCAGUCACUCAUGUGCUUUCAGUGAUGCUACGGCUGUUGCUGCUGCUACUGUACAUUCCUGGACGGUCUUCCUUGUCUCAAACGAGAAUGAUCUUUUGUACAUUGAUGAGGGGAUUAAUGAUUGA